UUGUCUAUCUUUUUAUAGGGUACGCUGGUCGUUUCCCUGCCUCCGACGAAUCCGCGCCGAUUCUGCGCCGUUCCAGUUUUCUCGAUCUAUUCACGUUGAUUUUCACGGUUUUCAGGAUGUUGGGCUUUCACAAGAGAACGAGGAGUCUGAUUCCAGUCAAAGAGCUAGCCAAGUACGAUGUUGUACCGCACGAUGAGGAAUUGCACGACUAUGAGAGCGAGAGUGAAGACGAGGAAGAGCUGGAGAACCAGACCACAGACGCGUCCGAUUCAACAGCACACUCGCGUACAAGACAACUGCUCCUCGUCUAUCUGAUCUUUUUCGCUGAAGCCAUCAUGGCAUCGAGCCUACAGCCACAACUCCAAAUGCUUCUCUCCUCUUCCGAUUAUUGCGGCAACCUCUCCACAUCCUAUCUUCGCAGCAUCCUCGAUUGCGCGUAUGCGUUCGGCGGCACUACCGGUCUGUUCUGGGGAUACCUGGCUGAUCGCAUGGGCCGACGUCGUGUUACGCUGAUUGGGUUGUGGAGCAUGGUGAUCUGCUGUCUGAGCAUGGGCUUUGCGACGAACCUUGCGGCUUGUGCUAUUUUCAGGUUCUUUGCAGGCAUGGUCAGCUCGGCUGUCAUGUGUACCAGCUUGACCAUGAUUGGGGAUUUGAGUGGGACUGCUGAGGAGAGAGCAAGGAACGUUACCAAAUUACCGUUCAUCUCACUGUGUGGCUCCGUUGGGCCGCUCGCCCAGGGUAUGGUCUCGGAGAGUUUGCAAGCAUACGGCAUGGUGUGGGAGAAAUUCCCUACACUUGGUUCGGAACUGGCCUGCGGAAGUGUGCUCUUUGCGAUCGCGCUGGCUGCUUCUGUCUUCCUCAAGGAGAGCCUGCCGCUACACUACGAAUUGCCAGCCGAGCCUAUGGAUUUGGACUGCGAGAAAGCAGCCUUCCUGACACGCAGCUCGGAGGACACCAACAUCACCCUUGUCGACAUCGCUCACCCCGAUCCCAUCACCAUCACUCAGUUCAUGCAAGCGCCCUCCCUCAUGGUCCUCCUCUCGUCAUUCUGCAUUCUCUCUCUUCAUGCGGCAACCUUCGACGUCCUCCUCCCACACUUGGGACAAAGCAGUACACGGCACGGUGGCAUGGGUAUUCCAUGUGACUGGCUCAGCAUUGUCGUACUAGCUAUGCGCGGUAUUGCUGCCAUGGCGAUCUUUGCUUUCGUUCCAACGGUGAUGAAAAAACAUGGCCUGCUUAAGCUCUACCGCACGGUCUCGCUCCUGUUCCCUACCAUAUACAUCAUCACACCACUCCUCGCUCUCUUGGUAACAUUUUCUGGCCUCGCCCCGGUUCUCUCUGUCUUCGCCAUCUUGACAAAACACAUCCUUGCAAGCAGCGCAUUCGUCCUUGUUGUUCUUCUUGUCCUCAACACCACACCUGAUGCCUUCUCUACAGGAACAGUCGUCGGCAUGAUGCAAGUUGCAUCGCUAUUCAAAGCGUUCGCUGUCGCUGUAAGCGGUGCCAGUUACUACGUCAGCAGCGAUGUCAGUGUACCGGUCACUAACUUUGCCCUUUGGACAUGCCUCGCUAUCUUCGGUGCAGCAGGUGCCGUGUGUGCGUGGUUCGUGAAGGAGAGGCCAAGUGUGGGCCUCGACUUCAAGGGCGAGGUGUUGAAGUGGGAAAGUGUCUUCGACUUCGAUGCUGACGAAGUCGUGGAGGCGAAAUUCGAAGAGAGUUUCGUGAUUGGCGAUGACUGAAUAUAUUUUCUU
Molecule: messenger RNA, 1751 nt
Organism: Boeremia exigua
Lineage: Eukaryota; Fungi; Ascomycota; Dothideomycetes; Pleosporales; Didymellaceae
Product: major facilitator superfamily domain-containing protein
Exons: 2
Coding region: 117-1739 (540 amino acids)
Biological process (GO): transmembrane transport
Molecular function (GO): transmembrane transporter activity
Source: RefSeq, a predicted model, not a curated record